Messenger RNA from Nothoprocta perdicaria, 1079 nucleotides. It is a transcript of the gene CD80, whose product is annotated as CD80 molecule. The record is from RefSeq and is a predicted model, not a curated record. Gene Ontology annotation, cellular component: external side of plasma membrane. NCBI's taxonomy places the organism in Eukaryota, Metazoa, Chordata, Aves, Tinamiformes, Tinamidae. Gene Ontology annotation, biological process: cell surface receptor signaling pathway; T cell costimulation; immune response. The transcript has 6 exons. Bases 1 to 957 code for a protein of 318 amino acids.
AUGGCGUGCGGCCCCGAGGCCCCGCUGGCACCGUCCAGACGGGUGCRGAAGACCUUGUUCUGGCUCGGGCUCCUUGCAUGUCACGUCAUGAGCUUAGGCUACGCAGUGGAGAAAAAAGUGGCCAAAGGCAAAGUGGGGGAAAAAGUUGGCCUGCCCUGUUGUCAUGAAAUACCCAGCACAGAAAGCCUGCGCAAUUACCGGGUCUACUGGCAGAAGAACAUCACGGAGGUGGUGCUUGCUUACGCAGAGGGGGAGAAGAUCUCAAGCAACGAGCGCUUUGACAAUCGGACCCAGCUCAACAACCGCAAUCUCACCCUGUGGAUCUCUCCYGUGGAAAUACUGGACAAUGGCCCCUACCAGUGCAUCGUGCAGCACCUCAAAGUUUUGCAAAACUCAGUUGUACCCAACAUCGUGUGUGAUGAACCUGUGACCCUCUACAUUACAGCUGACUUCAGCGAGCCCAGCGUAACAGCAGAAGUAAUCACCAGCUCCUGUGAAUUCGAUGAGGUCAUGUUAAGAUGUUCCUCUCAUGGAGGAUUCCCCAAGCCCCAAAUCUCUGGAGUCCUCAACAACAGGGCUGUGGCGUGGAAUGCCACCUGGGUGUCUGAGUCCAGCAACAGCCCAUACAACGUCACCGGCAACAUGCAGCUCAACUUGACUGAGGACACCAACCUCACUUGCUCUGUGGAAUACAACGGCUUUGCCAAGUCUACUAGCUUGCUUCUGAAAAAAAGAAAAGACUGUGUUCUUCCUGCUGUAGCUCCGUCUUAUAAUGUUGUUAUUGCUUCAAGCAUCAUCAUCAUCAUCUUCCUUUUGGCUGUCACCUUAGCAGCAAGAUUCCUCCCGAGGCACAUCUGUUUUCAAUGUUGUAUGCCUCAAAAUUCASAGCAAGAUGUGAAAGAAAGCAUGAAGACAGUUGAAUUCUCUAAAGUGACAUCUGAAACGUCGUCUGUAUGACCAGACCAUACUUGCAGGUUUCCUAUCCUGUAUAUCCUACACUGCGGUCCCCCUGCUCUCUACGGCAACGCUUACUGCAGUGACCCUUCGGCUCUCUGGAAGGGGAUGAGAGCGGGCAGAGA